Messenger RNA from Grammomys surdaster, 1632 nucleotides. It is a transcript of the gene Mak, whose product is annotated as male germ cell associated kinase. NCBI's taxonomy places the organism in Eukaryota, Metazoa, Chordata, Mammalia, Rodentia, Muridae. Gene Ontology annotation, cellular component: cilium; cytoplasm; nucleus. Gene Ontology annotation, biological process: protein phosphorylation; cilium assembly; intracellular signal transduction. Bases 1 to 1632 code for a protein of 543 amino acids. Gene Ontology annotation, molecular function: ATP binding; protein serine/threonine kinase activity. The transcript has 13 exons. The record is from RefSeq and is a predicted model, not a curated record.
AUGAACCGAUACACAACCAUGAGGCAGCUCGGGGACGGCACCUACGGCAGUGUGCUUAUGGGCAAGAGCAAUGAGUCCGGCGAGCUGGUGGCCAUCAAGAGGAUGAAGAGAAAGUUCUAUUCUUGGGAUGAGUGUAUGAACUUGCGAGAAGUUAAGUCCCUGAAGAAACUCAAUCAUGCCAAUGUGAUUAAACUAAAAGAAGUUAUCAGAGAAAAUGACCAUCUUUAUUUUAUAUUUGAAUAUAUGAAAGAAAACCUCUAUCAGCUAAUGAAAGACAGAAACAAACUGUUCCCUGAGUCAGUCAUCAGAAAUAUUAUGUAUCAAAUACUACAGGGACUGGCAUUUAUCCAUAAACACGGCUUUUUUCACAGGGACAUGAAACCUGAAAACUUGCUCUGCAUGGGUCCAGAGCUGGUGAAGAUUGCUGAUUUUGGACUUGCAAGAGAAUUAAGAUCACAGCCACCAUAUACUGACUAUGUGUCUACCAGAUGGUACCGCGCUCCUGAAGUUUUACUAAGGUCUUCGGUGUACAGCUCUCCCAUUGACGUGUGGGCCGUGGGAAGUAUAAUGGCCGAGCUUUAUACAUUUAGACCGCUUUUCCCAGGGACAAGUGAAGUUGAUGAGAUCUUUAAAAUUUGCCAAGUGUUAGGGACUCCCAAGAAAAGUGACUGGCCGGAAGGAUACCAGCUUGCGUCCUCCAUGAAUUUCCGAUUUCCCCAGUGCAUUCCUAUAAACCUCAAAACACUCAUUCCCAAUGCCAGUAGUGAGGCUAUUCAGCUUAUGACUGAAAUGCUGAACUGGGAUCCAAAGAAACGACCAACCGCAAGCCAGAAUCCAGUCAGCACACUGGGCCAUAAGGGAGCCCGGAGACGAUGGGGUCAGACGGUCUUCAAGUCUGGAGACAGCUGUGAUGACACUGAGGAUGACUUGGGAGCCUCCCACUCCAAGAAGGCGAGCAUGGAUGCCUUCAAGGAAAAGAAGAAGAAGGAGUCUCCAUUUCGGUUGCCAGAGUCAGGACUCCCAGUCUCCAACUACUUGAAGGGGGAAAACAGGAAUUUACAUGCAUCUGUUCCCUUAAAAUCUGAUACAAACUUGACAAGUGCUUCAACGGCUAAGCAGUACUAUUUGAAACAAUCAAGAUACCUUCCAGGUGUGAACCCCAAGAACGUAUCUUUGGUAGCUGGAGGCAAGGAUAUAAAUUCACACUCUUGGAAUAAUCAGCUCUUUCCUAAGUCACUGGGAUCCAUUGGGGCGGACCUUUCUUUCAAGAGGAGUAAUGCAGAAGACAGCAUAAUUAAACCGAUUGAAAACCUGUCAUGCACUGGAAAGUCUGCUGAGCAGCUAGAGGACCCACAAGGAAACCUUGGGAGCUACACCACUUACAACCAGACGGGAUACAUGCCUUCCUUUCUCAAGAAAGAAGUGGGAUCAGCUGGCCAGAGGAUCCACUUGGCACCUCUUGGUGCGUCGGCUUCCGACUAUACCUGGAGCACAAAAACUGGCCGAGGCCAGUUUUCAGGACGAACUUACAAUCCCACAGCCAAAAAUCUCAAUAUUGUGAACCGCACACAGCCAGUUCCCUCGGUGCACGGGAGGACAGACUGGGUAGCGAAGUACGGAGGCCACCGGUAG